AUGCGAGGAUAUAAUUUGGUGAUAACGCAAAUAAUCAUCCUGCUGGCUGUUACUGAUAGGUUACUGAGCGGGAAUACACUACUUAAACGAGUAUCCGGUACCGUACGAGCUGGAUCCGUUGCAAAAAGUGGCUGUCGACAGUCGAUUACUGUCUUGAAAACGGACUAUUUGCACGAAUCAGUUUCACAAAUUUUGGAAAAAGCAAUUAGCACGCAAUGCCCAAAAGAAUGUGCUCUGCUAUGUUUCCAGGCUAAAUGCAAAAUUGCACAUUUCGACAGCAGCAAAAAAAUAUGCCAUUUCAAGCAAAAUACUGUCCCUCAGCUGACAGUUUGCAACCGAAUUUGGCUGAUUGAGCAGCUUGGAAAUAAUGCGUCUGAACCAAUGGUCGGUUUCCAUAGCUUUUGUGUCUUCUGUGCCUAUAAAAAGAGUCGUUUUUCCACAAUUUCAAAGUGA
Acanthocheilonema viteae is the source of this 453-nucleotide messenger RNA. The record is from the annotation of a GenBank genome assembly. NCBI's taxonomy places the organism in Eukaryota, Metazoa, Nematoda, Chromadorea, Rhabditida, Onchocercidae.